Molecule: messenger RNA, 1281 nt
Organism: Oryza sativa Japonica Group (Japanese rice)
Lineage: Eukaryota; Viridiplantae; Streptophyta; Magnoliopsida; Poales; Poaceae
Product: abscisic acid receptor PYL4
Biological process (GO): abscisic acid-activated signaling pathway
Cellular component (GO): cytoplasm; nucleus
Molecular function (GO): protein phosphatase inhibitor activity; abscisic acid binding; signaling receptor activity
Source: RefSeq, a predicted model, not a curated record
CAUCCCAAAGGACCCCAACUCUCACAAGUGACCCUAAACCACUUGCUCCAAGUUGCAAAAACCACCGUUACAAAUGGCAAGUGUAAUUGAGUAAGUUGUCAACUUGUGUGAUGACCAUCUCAGUAUUGGUUUAGCUUGAUUGGUGAUUUGCUGUUUUGCUCCAAGGUAUAUAAGUAGCCAGACCGUGUCUAGUGCUCUCUCUCUUUCUUGUGUGAAAAAAAUAUAAAAACCAAGAAACCUGUGUGAGAUAAGAGCGUGGUGGGAUGAUGCCGUACACCGCUCCACGGCCGUCGCCGCCGCAGCACAGCCGGAUCGGGGGCUGUGGCGGUGGGGGAGUGUUGAAGGCGGCGGGGGCGGCGGGGCACGCGGCGUCGUGCGUGGCGGUGCCGGCGGAGGUGGCGAGGCACCACGAGCACGCGGCGGGCGUGGGGCAGUGCUGCUCGGCGGUGGUGCAGGCGAUAGCGGCGCCGGUGGACGCGGUGUGGUCGGUGGUGCGGCGGUUCGACCGGCCGCAGGCGUACAAGCACUUCAUCCGGAGCUGCCGCCUCCUGGACGGCGACGGCGACGGCGGCGCGGUGGCGGUGGGGUCGGUGCGGGAGGUGCGGGUGGUGUCGGGCCUCCCCGCCACCAGCAGCCGCGAGCGGCUGGAGAUCCUCGACGACGAGCGCCGCGUGCUCAGCUUCCGCGUCGUCGGCGGCGAGCACCGCCUCUCCAACUACCGGUCGGUCACCACCGUGCACGAGACGGCGGCCGGCGCCGCCGCCGCCGUCGUCGUGGAGUCCUACGUGGUGGACGUGCCCCACGGCAACACCGCCGACGAGACCCGCAUGUUCGUCGACACCAUCGUCCGGUGCAACCUCCAGUCGCUGGCACGCACCGCCGAGCAGCUCGCCCUCGCCGCGCCGCGCGCCGCCUAGAUCAUAGCUAGCUCUCCCUCUCCCUCUCCCUCUCCCUCCUGCCUGACCUGACCUGAUCUCCGGCGACCACCGGCUCGCGCCGCCGCCGUUUUUCUCUUUUCCCCGGGAGGUUGAUGCUUAUCGCUUCUUGACUUCUUCUCGUGUUUGGCUCUUUGGGUGUAGAUUGAUCAGCGUUUGGUUUCUAGUUUGUUUGUUUUUUUUCCUCUUUUUUUUUCGCUUGUAGACAACACAGAGUACAAAUCAUUUGUGUGGGUGCUGCCUGAUAUUAACUAUUGUUCAUAGUUCAUACACAUGUAGUACAACUCUUAGUAUCUAUCUGUAUCUCGUGGCCUAGAUAAUUAAUUACUUGAUCAGAGUUAAUUAA